Molecule: messenger RNA, 1335 nt
Organism: Ilex paraguariensis (yerba mate)
Lineage: Eukaryota; Viridiplantae; Streptophyta; Magnoliopsida; Aquifoliales; Aquifoliaceae
Source: the annotation of a GenBank genome assembly
AUGGGCGUGGAGUGGUGGAAGAGUGCGAGGGAGCUGAGACCACUGGUUCAUCUAUUGUUGCCGCUAUGUGUGCACUGGAUAGCCGAAGAGAUGACUGUUUCGGUGCUCGUAGAUGUCACUACAGGAGCUCUUUGUGACGGCGAGUCCACUUGUUCUGAAGCUAUUUACAUCAAUGGUCUUCAGCAAACGAUUGUUGGAAUUUUCAAGAUGGUUGUACUUCCGGUUCUAGGCCAACUUGCAGAUGAAUAUGGUCGAAAACCAUUGCUCCUCCUCACUGUAUCUACGACGAUAGUUCCUUUUGCUUUACUUGCCAUCAACGAGUCGAAGGGAUUUGUGUAUGCAUAUUAUGUGCUUCGUACAAUUUCAUAUAUUAUAAGUCAAGGGAGUAUUUUCUGCAUUGCUGUUGCUUAUACGGCAGAUGUUCUUGAUGGCAGUAAGAGGGUUGCAGCUUUUAGUUGGAUCACAGGCCUUUUUUCUGCAUCGCAUGUCUUGGGAAAUGUCCUAGCACGUUUUCUUCCUGAAAAUUACAUUUUCGAGGUUUCAAGUGCUCUCUUGAUCUUUUGUUCAGCUUACAUGGCAUUGUUUCUGGUGGAGACAGUUGAGCCAACUCCGAAACAGGACCUACAUUCAUCAUGCGUGAAUAAGGCAUUUAAUAUUGUUCGGGAACGAUAUAAGUCAAUGAGGGGUGCCGUAACUAUUGUUAUUAGCAGUCAAACACUGAGGAGCAUUUCACUCGUCUCUUUCUUCUAUGAAUUGGGAAUGUCUGGGAUCAGCAAUGUCUUAUUGUACUAUCUGAAGGCAGCUUUUGGUUUCAAUAAAAAUCAAUUUUCCGAAAUCCAGACAAUGGUGGGAAUUGGUUCAAUUGUUUCACAGAUGGUGGUGCUUCCACUAGCAAAUCCCUUUGUUGGAGAGAAAGUGAUAUUGUGCAUAGCGUUACUUGGAUCAAUAGUUUACGCAUUGCUAUAUGGCUUGGCAUGGGCUCCUUGGGUGCCAUACUUGAGCGCUUCAUUUGGAGUUGUCUAUGUCCUUGUGAAACCUUCAACAUAUGCUAUUAUAUCAAAAGCAUCAAGCUCAAGUGAUCAGGGCAAAGCGCAAGGAUUUAUUGCUGGUGUGCAAUCAAUUGCAAGUUUGUUGUCGCCACUUGGAAUGAGUCCAUUGACAUCUUGGUUUCUUUCUAGCGAUGCACCUUUCAACUGCAAAGGUUUCAGUAUUAUAUGUGCAUCCUUAUGCAUGGCGAUUUCUUUGUGUUUUGCUUGGAUGCUAAAACCAGAAGCAAAAGCGAACAAUAACUUGGGGGACAAUGGAGAAGACAUUGAAGCACCUCUUUUAUCAUAA